ACCAUUUUCAUUCCAUUUUAUCUAUCUUCCUUCUUCAUCAAUCAUUCAUUUUGUUACUAGCUACACUUUCCAUAAUCCAAACCCUGUUUCUGUUUUCAACCCUUUUUUUUCAGCUUCCUUCUUCAGUGAAACGAUACCCUCCUGCUUACUGAACAAGGCCCUGAACUCUAAUCAUUGCCAAACAUUCUCUUCUUCUUUCUCUAGGUGGUUUAAGUUCACGGAAACUAUAACAAAGGGUACAGUUGAAGAUGAACAAAGGAGGGGGGAUGAAGAAAAUGAAGUACGUGUUGGUUACUGGAGGAGUAGUGAGUGGACUUGGGAAAGGAGUGACAGCAAGUAGUAUUGGUGUUCUUCUUAAGGCCUGUGGACUUCGUGUUACUUCUAUCAAGAUUGAUCCAUACUUAAACACUGAUGCCGGAACAAUGUCACCCUUUGAGCAUGGAGAAGUGUAUGUCCUAGAUGAUGGUGGAGAGGUGGACCUGGACCUUGGAAAUUAUGAGAGGUUUCUAGAUAUCAAGUUGACACGCGAUAAUAAUAUCACUACCGGAAAGAUUUACCAGGCUGUUAUUGACAAAGAAAGAAGGGGAGAUUAUCUGGGAAAAACUGUGCAGGUUGUCCCUCACAUCACAGAUGCCAUUCAAGAGUGGAUUGAACGCGUGGCAUUGAUACCAGUUGACGGACAGCCUGGUCCCGCUGACGUUUGUGUCAUUGAAUUGGGUGGAACUAUAGGAGAUAUUGAGUCCAUGCCAUUUACUGAGGCUCUAGGACAGUUUUCAUACCGAGUGGGCGCUGGCAACUUCUGCUUGAUUCAUGUCAGCCUUGUGCCUGUUAUAAGUGCUGUUGGUGAACAGAAAACAAAACCAACUCAGCACAGUGUUCGGGGGCUGAGAAGCUUAGGUUUGACACCAAAUAUCUUAGCUUGUCGCAGCACAUCGGCACUUGAAGAGAACGUAAAGCAGAAACUCUCUCAAUUUUGCCAUGUCCCAGCAGAAAAUAUCAUCACUCUCUAUGAUGUUCCCAACAUCUGGCACCUUCCUUCGCUUUUAAGAGAUCAGAAGGCUCACGAAGGAAUUUUGGGAGCGCUGAACCUUCCUGGGUUUGUCAACGUUGCCAGGGAGCCUAAUUUAAAGGAAUGGACCUCUAGGGCUGAAUUCUGCGACAUGUUACUUGAACCAGUUCGAAUUGCCGUUGUUGGGAAGUAUACAGGGCUUUCAGAUUCCUACCUUUCUUUGCUAAAGGCUCUUUUGCAUGCAUCUGUUUCUCUCCGCAAGAAACUUGUUGUGGAUUGGGUUCCAGCUAGCGAUAUUGAGGAUGAAACUGCAAGAGAGAAUCCUGAUGCAUAUAAGGCUGCAUGGAAGUUGUUAAAGGGUGCAGAUGGAGUUCUUGUCCCAGGAGGGUUUGGUGACAGAGGUGUGGAAGGGAAAAUUCUUGCAGCCAAGUAUGCGCGAGAGAACAGAAUUCCAUUCCUUGGAAUCUGUCUGGGAAUGCAAAUCGCAGUCAUUGAGUUUGCACGAUCUAUCCUUGGCCUGCACGAUGCUAACAGCACGGAAUUUGAUCCUGACACCAAGAGUCCCUGCGUUGUAUUCAUGCCCGAGGGCUCAAAAACCCACCUGGGAGGCACCAUGCGUCUUGGGUCAAGGAGGACAUAUUUCCAAGUCAUGGACUCCAAAUCAGCGAAAUUGUACGGCAAUAGAGGUUUUGUUGAUGAGAGACAUCGUCAUAGAUACGAGGUGAAUCCUGAUAUGGUAUCAUCCCUGGAAGAUGCUGGGCUCUCAUUCACCGGCAAGGAUGAAACUGGCCAACGCAUGGAGAUAGUUGAGCUGCCUAAUCAUCCUUACUAUAUUGGUACUCAAUUCCACCCUGAAUUCAAGUCAAGACCAGGGAAACCUUCUGCACUAUUCUUAGGCCUGAUAGCAGCAGCAUGUGGCCAGCUAGAUCCUCUCCUACACACUCACAAGUUUCCCAAUGGAAUGGCCAAAAAAAUAAGCCUCUACCAGAAUGGAAAUGCAACCAAGUUUGCUAAAAUACCGGCAGACGGUAUAUACAGCAAUUGCAAUGGUGUGCAUGCCUAAACACCGGUCCUGCCCUUUAUUAGAGGAUCUAAUUUUUUUCUGGAGUGAUACUUGUUCCCAUGAUGCUCUAGUAGUAUCUUAGGAUUUGCUUUGUACAGUAAGUUGAGUAUUUGGUAGGAGUUAGCUUUGAGAGGAAUGGCAGAUAAAACAGAGCUUGAUCCUGGUCUUUUAAACAGGAAAGCCUGUUGUAAUUUACAGUUGUACCAUACUUUAUAAGCCUUCUGGUUAAGAUGGUGUUUUAACUGCAAUGAAUAUCUCUCUAGUUUGCCUA
Populus trichocarpa (black cottonwood) is the source of this 2343-nucleotide messenger RNA. RefSeq lists its product as uncharacterized. Gene Ontology annotation, molecular function: identical protein binding; CTP synthase activity. Bases 249 to 2072 code for a protein of 607 amino acids. The record is from RefSeq and is a predicted model, not a curated record. NCBI's taxonomy places the organism in Eukaryota, Viridiplantae, Streptophyta, Magnoliopsida, Malpighiales, Salicaceae. The transcript is spliced from 22 exons. Gene Ontology annotation, biological process: pyrimidine nucleobase biosynthetic process; CTP biosynthetic process.